Osmia lignaria (orchard mason bee) is the source of this 2283-nucleotide messenger RNA. Lineage: Eukaryota; Metazoa; Arthropoda; Insecta; Hymenoptera; Megachilidae. The record is from RefSeq and is a predicted model, not a curated record.
CAACAACGUUGUGAAUUUAUCUCAAUGAUUUAUUUUUAUCGAUAAUAUCAAGGAAAGGAAAAGAAAAUAGUGUAUCAAAAAUUUUUGUGAUUGAAAUGGAACAUUUGAGGAAAGCACUAAUGCAACAAAAAAGUUCAGAUUCGACUGGGCACCGGAUAAUCAAGUUCUCGAGUGCAUAAUAAUUUGGAGACAUCAACGACUGGUCCUUAUUUCGUAUUCUUGACCGUUCGUUCGUGUUUUGCGCAACAAUAAGUUGGACAAAUGAUUAUUACGUGAUUCGUAAGAAAAUGGAAACAGUACAGUAAACCAGUUCAAUAGAAAUGUGUGACGAUAUAAAGUAGUAGGUACUUACUUACCUACCGUGACAAGUUCAAACUGCUCUUUGCUUAUCCAAACUGUAACAAAUUAAACUAGUACCUCCUUAUCGUUAGAAUGAUCUUCUUAUAGGUUGCUGAUGAUCGUAGUAGAAACACGAGCAAACCACGAAUCAAGUGAGGAAUAUCUUCAAAAAGUGAUGUUUCAGCUUCAAGAGUUUAAUGUCCCUUCCUCGAUCAACAUUUAUGAUCGUUUAUCGUGGAGAAAUAAUUAUAAGAAUAUACCAACUUAUGAGAAUAAACAAAAUUAUCAGAGGAUUAAUAAGAACGACCGACAAAAUGGAAAUUAUAAGAAUCAAAGCGCACAACGUUACAAUGUACCGAUUAAUGAGAAAAUCGAGUUCCAUCGAGCUGAUUUUGAAAAUUCUCUUCCUUAUUAUCAGUCUCAGCCGUCAACCAUUAUUAAGGUGCAAGAACCUGAAGUACUUGGAUAUACACGAGCAGAACUGGCAGCGAUGUAUAAAAACGCAUUGGACAAAGGCUCAACAGUCAGUUUGUCUUCCUUAACUAAUGCAGUCUCUUCCGGCGAGAUGCCUCAAGUUAUGCAGACUCAUGCGGAGUUUCCGGUCAACCAGCCUCUCUAUCAAUAUUACUUUUUUCCAUUAAAGACAUUCAUGUCAGAAUUCAAAAGAAAUCACGGGUACAAGACAAUCCCUGAACCUGCAUUUGAUAAUAAGGUUGCUGCACAAGUCACGCAAACCCAACUAUCACACCCACUUUUUGCAGCCAUAAGUACAUUUGUUACCAUGGCGAUUGUAUUCAUGAUGAGCGUGCUAUUUUUACCAAAACUUACUCAAUUAGAUAUAUUUCACGCGCGGAGUAUUCAAGACGAUUUCGUUUAUUUAUCGAAUAUCGUUAAAAACGCUAUCGAGCACUAUAACGUUUUAGAAAAAUGUUGAGAACCUCCGAGUCGAUUCCGUUCUAAUAUUGCCCCCAUGAACCUUAAAUUUCUAGAGUUAGUUAUUAGAUUAAUACCUGUAAAACUGAAAUGACACUUUAUGAUCUGAUAAAAUAUAUUUUAUAACAUAUGUAUAUUAUUUAAUUACAUUUGUUAUUAGUUGGAUAAAUUUUAACAAAAAAACAACACACAAUUAAACAAAACAAUCCUUAUUCAAUAACAUUAUAAUAUACUAAACUUUAUUCUUAGAAAAUGUAAUAUGUAAUGUCUUACAGUUUUCUUUUGUACAUAAAUAUUAAUAGAAUUGUAUAAAGUUAACUAAUAACUAGACGUACCGGGUGUUCAAUUACAGGUAGGUACCGUUUGAGAGGCGGUAGCUGGGGUGAUUUCGAAUAACUUUUUCCUUUACCGAAAAACCCCUACCAUCAAUCGGAGCUCAGAUACCGCGUAACGGAAAAAGUUGUUCAGAGUUACCCUAGCUACCGCCAACUCAAAGGAUGCCCAUCUGUAGCCAGACGCCUUGUGUAUUAAAUAAUACAACAUUAAUUGCUACUAUAAACAUCUACAAGUAUUGUGCAUUUUUGUAAUCAUAGUUUAGUAAUAAAACUAUAGACAUAUAAUUUAUUUUGAUCUAUUCAAGGGAAUGUAUACGUGUGCGAUUCUAUUUAAGAAUUAUCUAAAUUUGCAAUAAAGAAAUUAGGUAUUCUUGUAAAAGUAUAGCUAUAUAAAUGUUGUGAACUGUACAAUAUGAAGAAUAUAGAGAGGAAGGCACACUCUGGAGUAAUACCUGUAAGCUCUUUACUCAUAUUACAUGCUACCUACUUUUUUAGUCAGUCUGUCCGAUUAGCAGUGGAAAGAGAUGCUUGUUCUGCCGCUUCCCGUUUUAAUACUUGACGCCGAUGCUCGUAUUCAAAAUCUUCUUCGGUCAGAUUUAAUUUUCGAAUCUGUAAUAGGAUAUAUUCAAAUAUAUCCGAACAUAAGCAACAAUAUGACAAAAAAAAAAAAAAAAAA